Messenger RNA from Cyprinus carpio (common carp), 3605 nucleotides. RefSeq names its product transmembrane protein 266-like. NCBI's taxonomy places the organism in Eukaryota, Metazoa, Chordata, Actinopteri, Cypriniformes, Cyprinidae. The record is from RefSeq and is a predicted model, not a curated record. Gene Ontology annotation, cellular component: plasma membrane. Gene Ontology annotation, molecular function: voltage-gated channel activity.
GACUGAUGCGCGUUUGCAGCGCGCAGUAUUAAUUGUGAGGGAAUGAGACGCGCGUAACGCGUGAGAAAAUUCGCACCUCGGCGGCAGUAUAAGGUGUUUUGAUGGAUGCGAGGUUUUCCCAAAGAACAUUUGCCAUCUCUCGGAAAGAAAACCAAUAGAAAAGCGUUCUCUCUACGUAAUGAAUCCCCUCCUCCUCCUACUCCUCCGACAUAACGGAGCGAUGCUGGCGUUCAUGCUUCAAUCGAAUCGCGUCUAAUCGCGGCUUCGACACGAUGGAGACGAGAGUCCCUGGCGUGAUUUAAAGGGGGAAGCCCUCAGCACAACACGAUAGAUACACAAUGCACUCCUCCUGUCGCGAAUACGAUGCCUUUCUCUGGACGUUUGGACUCCUAAUGUCACCUCGCUGAGCGAUGAUGCUCGCGUUACGGCUCGCAUUUGCUCAUCGUCCGCUUUAUUCGCGAAAGAAGCAGCAGAACGGAUGCUUGACCACUGCGAAACUGCCUUCACGCUUCAAGCCUCUUCUGAUUAUCGGCAAGGGACGCAUUAUCAUAACCACGAGGGCCAGGGAGACACGAUUAAAGUUUCAACGAUGUAAAUCGAGGUCUGGUAUGAGUGAAGUCGCCUCUGUCUAGCACAAACUAGAGCUCACAUUUGAGAGAGUCGAAAGAGGACGUCCGUUCAGCGUUUGCUGCGCACCACACCAUGAGCCAGCCACAGCCCCCUCAGCAGGCGGCAGCGCCGGACCUGGAGGUGAUCUCCCAGCAGGUGGAGGAUGAAGGCCAGUGCAUGGCUCCAGUGCAGCUGGUCGGCUUCGCCUACAGGGACCUUCCUCUAGCUGCCCUGGACCUCUCGCUGGCCGGAUCCCAGCUACUUUCAAAUCUGGACGAAGAAGACAACCAAGAGGGGUCUAACUGGCUGAAGCCGUGCUGCGGGAGGAGAGCAGCUCUGUGGCAGGUGUGUUUGCUGAGUGCCGGCUUCAACUGUUUCCUGGUGGCCUGUGUCAUCUUGGUGGUGCUCUUACUGACUGUGGAACUGCUCAUUGAUACUAAGCUCCUACAAUUUAAUAAUGCGUUCCAGUUCGCCUGUAUCAUCCACUGGAUCAGCCUGGUCAUCCUGUCCGUGUUCUUCACUGAGACUGUCUUUAGGAUUGUGGUGCUCGGGAUUUGGGAUUAUAUAGAGAACAAAGUUGAGGUAUUUGACGGUGCUGUGAUUGUACUCUCUCUGGCCCCAAUGGUGGCCUCCACGGUGGCUAACGGCCCCAGCAGCCCCUGGGACGCCAUCAGCCUCAUCAUCACCCUCCGCAUCUGGAGAGUCAAGAGGAUCAUUGACGCGUACGUGCUGCAGGUGAAGGUGGAGAUGGAGCUGGAGAUCCAGCAGUAUGAGAAGACCAAAGCUGUGAGGGAGGAACAGCUGGAGAGACUCACACAGAUCUGUCAGGAACAGGCCUUUGAGAUCAGGCAGCUGAGGGCUCACCUGGCGCAGCAGGAUUUGGAUCUGGCCGUUGAGCGUGAGGCUGCCAUGCAGAUCCACCAUGUGUGGGGCAAACAGAGCAGCACCUUCCAGGAAAUAGACGGCCUGGGACCCGCUGGAUCUGACAACCAGUGCCGCGCCAACACCAGAGAGCCCAGACCUCCUCCAGAGAGUGUUGUUCAGGAUGAUAUGAAUAACUACAUCAGUCAGUAUUACAGUGAGCCAAGUAGCGACAUCGGGGUGCCCGACCCUGGUGCACGUGUCAUAACCACAGCAGCCAUAGAUGUCCACCUUCCUACCAACCCCAACCAGUUGCUGCCUUCCCUCGUCAGUGCUGACGGCCCGGGCAGUGGCCAGGAGCGCACGGGCAGCUCUGUAAGUGAAGCCUCCAGCACGACCAUGUCCCGGUCCAGCUGCAGCUUCACAGCCCGGCAGCACAGCGUCAGCAGCCACACGCUGGCUUCCACAACUGACUGCAGCUCCACCGUACGGGAGGCCUCCACCUCCGACUACAGCGGCCAGCGCUGCUGCCCUCCUCCAUACUGCAGCCCUUUGACCCUUGGCACACAACCGGGUGUCCGCGACCCCAGCGCGGUGGUCAAAGAGCUGCUCUCUUCCCUGUCUGAGGACUCCUGCCUGGCACAGAAAGGCAGGGUGGACCCAGUCAACCUUAAAUUGCCCAGUCCGGCAGGGUCGGUGAAGGCCAGUCCGGAACUGGAGCACAGGGUGAACAUAUACAACAAGAGAAACCAGGAAAGUCUGCGCGUAUUCCAGACCAAGCCACUAAUUCACCUGCAGGGGACUGAGCCAUCUCUGGAGGAGAAGUACAGGCUUAUGGAGCCGGCAGAUACUCCACUGAGCCAUAUACCGGACACAUAGAGCAUGACGUUUGGGACGGUGACCACCAACACCAGCUGAAGCAGCCUCUCUCUUGGCCUCUCUCUCUCUGUAUAGCUUACUCACUGGCUGUGUCAGAAACAUGAAAAAUAAUGCCUUCGCUGACAGUAUCCCGAGGUAGGAAGACAUCAAGGCAUAUCCGAGUCUAGUGACUAGCCAAGUAGUUUCAGAGGCAGUGUAAAUGGCUCUAUGCCAGCACUGCUUCUGGUGAGCCACCUUCCUGCAGAGUUCAGGUCCAGAUCUGCUCCAACACACCUUCCUGUAGUUUUCAAGUAAUCCAGAACACCUUGGUUGGUUGGUUCAGGUGUGCUUGACAAGGGUUGGAGCUAAAUUCUAUGUGAAGGUAACUCUCUAAAAGCAGGGUUAGCUACCCCUGCUUCUUAUUGCAAGAUUAAUAGGAAUUACCUUGUCACGAAUGGUACAAAAAUAAACGCUGGCAUAUACUACGUCUUUUAAAAUCUGAACAGUAAGUAUCAUACACUUGUCAACUUUGUAAACGGUUACAGAAAAAAAAUUAUACACUAAACCACUGAGGAUCACACACUACCAGACUUUCAUAGAACUCAUGCAGAAACUUGCCUAAAGCUAAACAUGCCUGAAGCUAAAAACAAAUCCAUGCCUGUAAAGAAAAGUGAUUUUCUGUGAAAUUGUUCCAAAUAACCAAAAUCUGCAGACUUGUUCUGACUGUUGGUAACUAGCAUCCAAUCCCCCCUACUGUAUACUGGGGAUAAAGAUUCUAGGCCGGGGUGGCCAAUGUCCUGCAGAGUUCAGCUCCAAACCUAAUCAAACACACCUGAAGAAGCUAAUCAAGGUCUAAGGUUUACUAGAAAGCUACAGGCAGGUGUUUUUAUCAAGAUCGAAGCAAAACUCUGCAGAGAUAUAGGUCUCCAGGACUGACGUUGGCCACCCCUGUUCUAGGCAAAAGUCAUAAAGUUGUAUUCCAGCCUUAAGUUUCUGUCAGACUCUGCAGGAAGGUGGCUGUAAACGAGCUGGAUUGGACAACCCAUUAACCAUCUCAGAUAGCCAUUGUGAUAUUUACACCAGUGUUUCCUCAACAAUAGACUUUAUUGAACUCCUCCUAAUCAAACACACUAACUCAUCAGCUCCUUAAUAGAGACUCCAACAACUGAGAUAGAUCAGUCAGGUUAAGACAUCCAAAAUGUGUACUGUUGGUGUGCAUCCAACACGUCGACUAGCAGCAUAACUAGUUCACUAAUCGGUGCAUGCCUACCUGAAAU